Molecule: messenger RNA, 1284 nt
Organism: Eublepharis macularius
Lineage: Eukaryota; Metazoa; Chordata; Lepidosauria; Squamata; Eublepharidae
Product: riboflavin transporter 2-like
Exons: 3
Coding region: 1-1284 (427 amino acids)
Biological process (GO): riboflavin transport
Cellular component (GO): plasma membrane
Molecular function (GO): riboflavin transmembrane transporter activity
Source: RefSeq, a predicted model, not a curated record
AUGGCCUUGGCGGUCCAUGUCCUGGCCUGCCUCCUGGGCACAGGCUCAUGGGUGGCCAUCAACGGCUUGUGGGUGGAGCUGCCCCUCCUUGUGCCGGGAGUGCCCGAGGGCUGGUUCCUGCCGUCCUACCUCACCGUGGUCAUCCAGCUGGGCAAUGUGGGCCCGCUGCUCGUCGCCCUGCUGCAUCGCUUCCUGCCUGGGCGGGUCAACGAAGUGGGCAUCGUUUAUGGCAUCCUCUCCUUCGGCUGCCUGGCCUGCCUCCUGCUGGCCUUCUUCUGGAGGGAGACCAGCGUGGUGGGGGGCUCCCCUCGCAGCGUGGCCCUGCUGUCGCUGCUCUUCUUCCUCGCUCUGGUGGACUGCACCUCCUCGGUCACCUUCCUGCCCUACAUGCGGAGGCUGCAGCCCGGCUACCUCACCACCUACUUUGUGGGGGAGGGGCUGAGUGGCUUUUUGCCUGGGCUGGUGGCCUUAGGGCAGGGGGUGGGCGUGGCUCAUUGUGCCAACAGCAGCCACGCGGGCAAUGCCACCAGGCUGCAGGUGGUGUACCAGGACCCGCAUUUCUCUGUGCGCACCUUCUUCCUCUUCCUUAGCAGCAUGAUGGCUGUCAGCCUGGUUGCCUUCGUCCUCCUCAACCACCUCCCGGCCGCCAGGCAGGAGCGUGCCAAGGAGAAGUAUCAGGCACGGCUGCAGAUAGAGAACCCCAACAACGUGCGAGGCGCAGUGGAAGACGAUGCCGUGGCCCGCCGUUCCAGCAGCCGCUCCUGGUCCCAGAUGGGGUACAUCUUUGGGGUGCUAGCCUGGGUCAACGCCCUCACUAACGGCACGAUGCCUGCUGUCCAGUCCUACUCUUGCCUCCCUUACGGGAACUUCGCUUACCAUCUCUCAGCUACACUGGCUGCCUUGGCCAACCCUCUGGCCUGCUUCCUGGGAAUGUUCCUGCCCAACCGGUCCCUGGCGCUGAUGGGGGGCCUCGCCUUGGCCGGAUCUCUCCUCGCCGGCUACAUCAUGACUACGGCGGUGCUGAGCCCCUGCCCUCCCCUUCUGCACCUGCCUGCAGGAGUCACCCUCAUUGUGCUGUGCUGGGUGCUCUUCGUGGGCAGCCUCUCCUACGUCAAGCUGAUGACUGGGCUGGUCUUGCGGGACGAGGGGCACUGGGCCCUUGUCUGGUGUGGGGUUGUGGUGCAGGUCGGCUCCAUGGUAGGGGCCCUCACCAUCUUCCCCGUGGUCAGCGUGUACGGCCUCUUCCACUCGGGAGACCCUUGCGACAGCAGCUGCCCAGGCUGA